This is a messenger RNA of Haliotis rufescens (red abalone), 2820 nucleotides long. RefSeq names its product reticulocalbin-2-like. Lineage: Eukaryota; Metazoa; Mollusca; Gastropoda; Lepetellida; Haliotidae. Bases 27 to 1271 code for a protein of 414 amino acids. The transcript is spliced from 7 exons. Gene Ontology annotation, cellular component: endoplasmic reticulum. The record is from RefSeq and is a predicted model, not a curated record. Gene Ontology annotation, molecular function: calcium ion binding.
UAACAAGGGCAUUGUGAUAACAGCCAAUGAGGAAUCGACAACUCGCUACUACUGCUACAUCCGGUUCCUAUAAGUGUACACGCGAGCACUUGCGUGUUCAGAAAGAGUUGAAUCGUUGUUUUCCAUUUCUGGACUCUAGUUCUGUAAGUGAAAGUGACAACGUUCGUGUGACGAUGAAGGGCUUCACGUGUGUGUUGUCAAUGUGCCUGGCCAUGACGCUGGUACUCGCCGUUACCAAAGUGAAUGCAGAGAAUAAAGAAAAGAUAGCCCCGGCUGCCCACGCCCAACACGACCCCUUGGGGGGAGUGAACGAGACAGCUGACGGGGAGAGGAACAAACAUCGCGACCACGAAGCAGUCUUAGGAUCCCGGGAAGAAGCACAGGAUGCUGAUGACCUGACUCCGGAGCAGGCCAAGAACAGAUUGGAGAAGCUGGCCAAGACACACGACCUGGAUAAAGAUGGACGCAUCUCUAAGGAAGAGUUCAUCACAUGGAUCCUGCAGUCUCUCAAGUCUCUGGAUGAAGAGGAAGCUCUGAAAAAGUUGGCUGAGGAGGAUGGUGAUGGUGACGGGAAGCUGGCAUUCGGCGAGUACCUCAAGCAGCAGUAUGACUACUCUCAGGAGGAGCUCAAGGCCAUUAAGGAAAAACCUCUGGAUGAUGAUCACAAGUUCAUGAUUGAAACUAUAGGCGAGGACGAAAAGCGUUUCACGGCAGCUGACCAGGACAAGAAUGGGAUUUUAGACAAGAGCGAGUAUGUGGCCUUCAUGCAUCCGUACGACUACGAGCACAUGCACGCGUACGAGAUCGAGCACCGCUUGAAGGAGUUUGACCAGGACAAUGACACUGCUGUGUCUCUGAUCGAGUUUCUCGCAGAGUUCAAGAGAGCACGGUCUUUCCUGUACUCCUCAGCAAAUAUUGUUCGCAUACAACACCCUGAAACCAGCGACAUAUCUUUAUCAACAUUGAAAUUAGAUAAUAAGAAAACUUUAAAUGAAGAUGAUGAGGAUGCCACGAGUAUGGACCAGCUGAGGUUCAGGAAAUAUGACACUGACAAUGAUGGCUUUCUCAAGGGUGAUGAGCUGAAGACGUGGCUCACCCAGGGAAAUUUGGAAACUGCAACCGAGGAGGUAGAGUACUUGACAAGCAAGGCUGAUGCAAACAAAGAUGGCUUCCUGUCCUUGGCAGAGAUCCGGGAUCACGAUGAGGACUUCAUCUCUAGCAAGGCCACAGACUACGGAGAUACAUUGCUCAAAUUUAAAGACGAGUUGUAACUGUAUCCUGCUUUAGGCCUGUACAUAAUCUGUUUUCAUUCUUCAUCAAGGCAUGUGUCCACGUUUGACUUAGCUUGAGAGCUGGUGCUUAAAGUCUGUAUCCUUCAUCAGUCCUUACCUAUACAUGCAGCCUUGUCUCACAACAAUCUCAUUGCCUUGAAUGCUUUCAUAUUUCUUUACAUGCCCUUCCAAAACAGUACUUAAGCAUCAGGCACAAAUUAACCCCUGAUUGGGUCUUGGAUUCGGGAAGUGUUGUCCUGGGCCACCCACCAGCACCGAAGGUUUUAUAGGCCAUGUACCUAUCUUGCAAUACUUUAGUGGAUUUCAUGCGCAAUAUAUGAAUGCAAGGAAUGGAUGAAGUGGCAGCAUUGAACUUAUCUUUCCCCAGAUCAAUCAAGAGCUUACCCAUUAAGUGUUUCUCCCUUAUGUGUUGUUAGUAAUCUGUAUAUUCUGUUAGUUGUCUGUUACCCGUUUGUGCAAUCUGAUAUUAUCUUUAUGUUCUUUUUGACAUCUUGUUUGUCAUCUGUUACCUGUUUUUUCAGUCUGUUAUUUUAUGGGUUGCGGCUCCCAGCAUGGUUGUUUUCAGUGUGUUUACUGACAAGUGCAAUAUAACCAUGGACGGUUCCUGUCUGCUGCUAAUGCUCAGUGGUAUUUCAAGACUGAAGCAGGCUACCAAACUUUAUACAACAGACAAGGAACAAUGUAGUACAAGUUUUCUUUUAUUGUACAAAUUGUUGAUAUAUUAGUGUUACACAUAACCACAGACUAGCAGAAUGGUGCUACACAUUCCAGUUUAAAAGUUUGAUGCGGGAUAAAAAACUUAAUUUAAGUUUUUAGACUUCUGAAAUGAAAUCAUGUAUUUGUGUUUUUAUGGAACAAUUAUCGAUAGAAGUUUAUGUAUAUCUAGGUGUAGACAAUCAUUUGUAGAUAAAAUCUGUCAUUAUGCACAGCACGAGAUGGACUAUUGAGAAACUAUAACUUGUGGAAAGACAACUCCUAACAGCAUAUAAAUAAAAUAGGAUUGGUUCAGUUACUAAGUUGAUUUUGUCAGAUGGAAAACUUGCAGAGCCAUUAACACCCACAUCUCUAAACUUAAUUCCUUAAGAUUUUUUAUCAGACAUCGAACUGUCCCCUUAAUGACAGUCAUGAUCGUAAGAUGACCACAUGAUAGAGGCAUCCCAGCUAUAGAAAUUGCUUUCGAAUCUAGAAUUUACAAAUAACAAACAAGUCAGCAGCUAGACAAAAACAAAUUUUUACAAGAGAAAAAUGGACAAAAGCAUUCAGGAUGUUAAUGCCUGACAUAGUGACAAUAGUAUUCAUACAGAUUUACUAAGACAUGGCCUAUCUCAGUUGUCUUGUUGACAAAUGUCGGUGGCAGUCUGAGAUGGCUGUAUGAUGUGAGGUUGCUCAUCCAGAACUCCUAGCAUUCCUCCCCCUUUCACCAACAUAUGUUCCAUAUACAACCAUUCCUGCCAACAUAUUAAGACAUGUCCGCCACAGCGUGAAUGAGAUGCGUGUCAUACCUUAAUGAAUAAAAUAUAUUAUUUGA